AUGGACACUAUCAAUUCCAUUCACGACAGCGAAGCUAGCUGGAUAGGCCUGAGGGAUGACAAGUACAAUUUGGAAUACAAGUGGUUCGAUGGAAGCGAAUUUGACUACAGUAACUGGGAUAGUAAAAAGCCGACACGCUGCAGCCGAAAACACUUUGCUAUUAUAACUGACAAUGGGGAAGGAAAGUGGAUUCCCUACUGUUGUAAAGAUGAUUUGUGUAGGAAUCCUUUCUGCAAGAAGAAGGCAACUGCAAGAAGUAAGCAAACCACUUAAUUCGCUCUCGUUAUCUUAACUAUUUUCUACUCGGCGGAUGUUGAUAUAUCAUUCGAUUAUAAAACAAGAUCUUAUUGUAACUGAUAAGUGAACGAUAUCCUACUGAGCUGUGUGACAAACCAUUCGAGCUGAAAUGGGAGGUGAAAAGCAGAUGCAUGAGGGGCGAUGGACAACCAACGUUUGGAACAUGAAUAAUAAUAAUAGUAAUCUUUAAUGAUAAUGAUGAUGAUGAUGAAGAUGAUGAUGAUGCUUGAGGAGCAAUGGAAAAACAACGUUUGGGUUAAUAAUAAUAAUAAUAAUAAUAAUAAUAACAAUAAUAAUGUUUAAUGAUAAUGAUGUUGAUGAUGAUGAUAUUUUGAAAAGUAAGUAAAUGAACCUUAGGCCACCAUCUUGAAACAAGUGAACCAAAGACCAGUGUGAUGACAAGACAACUUUCUAUAUGAAGAAUUUGUCAAGAAAAUUUCAAACUUCACUGAAUGGUUUCCGAAGUUUUUGCCAAUAAACAAAAGCUGCAGUUCCGUGUAAUCCAUGUGAUUUUUUCUUGGAAAUCACGUAAUUUUAAUUACUUUUUUUUCUUAACUUAUAGGCUGCAACGCAUUAUCUUUUCUCAUAUAAAAUGAAUUUUCCAUGUGUGGAAUAAAGUAAAUUGUAGGGGCGUAUCCAAAACUUUCAGAAAGAGCGGCCCGGAAGAUUUUUCUGCAACAUAAGUCCACUCAUAAAGUGUAAGAUGAUUUCCCGCUAUAAUUAUUAGUUUGUGAUGCCAUACUUAUUUUCAUGUAAGGGAAAGUUAAUUUAUUGGGUGACACAUGUAACUGAAAUAAAACCGCUCACCGUACUAAUCCUCACUUCUUCUGUUAAAAACGAGAAUCGUAAAAUUAUGAAUACUAUAAUAAUAGCGCUCUUCACUCAUAGAAGACAUUUCCUUUUUUUUAAAAGUGAAUUUCCAGAUCAUUGACCUCAGCAAAGACGGCCUACCACGGGUAAAAGUGUUUAUACCCGAUAGCAUGCCUCAAGCUACAGUCCAAUAUGAUGAAGCGGCUAUGGUUAUCCAUGUGAAGGAUCCCUCGCUUGGUUGGGUGGCCCGUAUUGAAGUCGUUCGUGAUACCCCCUAUGCAUCCCAAAUUAUUCAGGUCAAAAACAAUAGAGAAACUCGUCUUGGCCACACGGAACUGGAAUAG
Molecule: messenger RNA, 1451 nt
Organism: Porites lobata
Lineage: Eukaryota; Metazoa; Cnidaria; Anthozoa; Scleractinia; Poritidae
Source: the annotation of a GenBank genome assembly